Messenger RNA from Punica granatum (pomegranate), 2306 nucleotides. NCBI's taxonomy places the organism in Eukaryota, Viridiplantae, Streptophyta, Magnoliopsida, Myrtales, Lythraceae. The record is from RefSeq and is a predicted model, not a curated record.
AAGACAAAUCCUGGCCAGUCCAAGAUAACGAGCGCCUGCCUCUGCCCUUCAACAUCCAGAGAGGAAAGCUCGGCCAAUCAUUCGCUCCACCUGGACCGUACGAUCGUUCGCCUCGAUCAUCACUUACCGUCGGAAACCGACGGUCCAGAUCUCGCACCAGAGCUCGCGCGAAACAUGUGAGUUGGCUCCCCUCUCCUCGCCUCUCCCUUCCAUCCACCGAGCUGGACUUUUAUCACUGCAGAGGGUCAGCUUGAUACUGCGAUCUCCAUCGGAAUCGCGUGUUUGACUCGCAACCCUAAUCGGCGAGGGCAUUGCCGGGUCAAAUCGGUUCCCGUUGGAUUGAUUCCUCCCUUCCCUGCGUCUUGAUUCAGCUGCGGGAAUCCCCUGCCCUGGACGAGCAGAAGAAUGACGUACGCUUACCAUGUUAUCAAUCACUCUAGAAAGUUGCGAAAUGUUGCUGCCCUACUAAGACAAGAGCAUUCUGCUUCAAUUAGGUGGUUUUCAAAUAGCACUCGUACAUUGGUCUGUAGAAAUGAAGAUACUGUGGGAAUUCAUCAACAUGGUUAUGUAUCUGCACAGAGACAGUUUGUUUCUAGGCAUGCCACUUAUAGCACUAUGUCAUUAUCCACAUUUAAGAAGAAUGAAUGUGGGGUGAUGGUGGGAAAAAUGGAUAGGUCGAUUUCAUUUUCACUUUUGAACAGGUCACACAAGCAUUUGAGUAGGGGUUAUUCUUCUGACUCAGGCCUCCCUCCACAUCAAGAAAUUGGGAUGCCUUCACUUUCACCUACAAUGACAGAGGGUAAUAUUGCAAGAUGGUUGAAAAAAGAGGGCGAGAAGGUUACUCCCGGCGAAGUUCUCUGCGAAGUGGAGACAGAUAAGGCGACGGUGGAGAUGGAGUGCAUGGAAGAAGGCUAUCUUGCCAAGAUAAUAAAGGGUGAUGGGUCCAAAGAAAUUAAAGUUGGUGAGGUCAUUGCUAUCACUGUUGAAGAGGAAGAGGAUAUAGAGAAGUUUAAAGAUUAUACCCCCUCAGCAUCAGAUGCAAAGCCUGUAGCUACACCCGAACCUGCCCCUCCCAAACCUGAAGUGGCCCAGGAACCUCCAAGUGCGCCAGCACCAGAAUCAAAAGUUUCCGAACCCGGUUCUGCUCCUGCUGGGGAUCGUAUAUUUGCUAGUCCUCUUGCCCGAAAAUUGGCUGAAGAUAAUAAUGUUAAAAUUUCAAGUAUUAAAGGAACAGGGCCUGAUGGACUCAUUGUGAAGGCUGAUGUUGAAGAUUAUUUGGCUUCACGUGGUAAGGAAGUACCGGCUGGAGCUCCUAAGACUAAGGUUGGAGCAGCUCCAGACUUGGAUUAUACAGAUAUCCCACAUUCACAAAUCAGAAAGAUCACUGCUUCGCGGUUGUUGUUCUCAAAGCAAACUAUACCCCAUUAUUACUUGACAGUGGAUACAUGUGUCGACAGACUUAUGGAAUUGCGUAGCCAGCUAAAUCAAUUACAAGAGAGCUCUGGUGGUAAGCGGAUAUCAGUCAAUGAUCUGGUCAUAAAGGCUGCUGCUUUGGCUCUUCGUAAAGUUCCUCAAUGUAACAGUUCAUGGACUGAUGACUACAUCCGCCAGUAUCACAAUGUAAAUAUCAAUGUUGCUGUGCAAACAGAUAAUGGGCUAUAUGUCCCUGUUAUAAGGGAUGCAGACAAAAAAGGUUUAUCUAAGAUUUCCGAAGAGGUCAAGAACUUGGCACAAAAAGCUAAGGAUAACAGCUUGAAACCUGAGGAUUAUGAGGGAGGCACAUUUACAGUAUCCAACUUGGGAGGCCCGUUUGGUGUAAAACAAUUCUGUGCUAUCAUUAACCCUCCUCAAGCGGGCAUUCUUGCUGUUGGGUCAGCGGAGAAGAAAGUUGUACCAGGUGCAGGAUCUGACCAGUACAAGUUCGCAUCCUUCAUGUCGGUGACUCUAAGUUGCGAUCAUCGUGUAAUAGAUGGUGCUAUAGGUGCGGAGUGGUUGAAGGCAUUCAAGGGCUACAUCGAGAAUCCUGAGUCUAUGCUGCUCUAAGGCUUCUGCAAUGUCUACACAUCUUUCUAACAUUCUUUCUUUUGCCUUCCCGAGAAUGUCGGCACUAUUCAAAGUUCACCAGAGUUUUGCUUUCCUCUGGUGGUUGUGGGAUGUAACGUUUGGCUUCUUUUUGUCCUACCUGGUGUUUUUGCUCAUCGACACAGAGCUCGGGUUUUGCUUUCGAAUAAAUGUCACGGUGAGGGGAUUUUGGCUGUGAGGAACUGGAAAUGUGAAAAUAGAAAGUCGAUUUUUUUGAUUCCCAA